AUUUUAGGCAAACAUACACGUUAAGAUCAGUGUUUCAAAUUAGAACAUUUGCAUCACAAAAUAUCCCUUGAUUUGAAGCCGUUACAAUGCGAUUAGAAGCCUUAUUUGCAGUGGUUUUUCUUUCUCUUGUUUCUGUAGGUACCUCUCUCGACUGUUAUCAUUGCUCAAGUUCGGAAUCGUGGGCGAUGUGCAUGAGGAACAGAUAUGUGCAGGAGUGUAAACCUGGUCAAACGAGAUGUUAUAAAGUGGCAGUUGACACUUACUACGAUGAUGCAAGAGUAACUCGUUAUACAAGAGGUUGUACAACAGACAAACACUGUUACGAAGAAACCUUAGACGACUGCAAAGGAGGCACAAAUCAAGAACAUCCGUUACAGUGUGACGUUUACUGCUGCUCAGGAGAACUGUGCAACGCGUCCACAUUUCCAAUCGUCAGCGUUAUCUUUACGAUGACUUGCGCACUAUUCGCCAUGCUCUUUCACUAGUUGAGCUGCUUUUUUAACGUAUUUUGCUAGCUAACUUGCAUCAGCAAAUCGUUGUUUAUAUAGCUGAGAAGCUUUGGGGUUUUAGUUUCCCGUUUUGGUUUUUAAUGUCAGAUAGUUUCGUCUCAGUCUCACGUUUCCCGUUCGAAUUCAGUUUCGAAUUCUUUUUUUCUUCAAUAAGGCAUAAAUUUUGAUUGUGUUUUCUAUUACAAUAGAGCCUCUGCUAAAUAGAGGUUAAGGCUGCAUAAAUAAGAUCUCGAAACUGGAGUAUUCAUAUCAAACCUCUCAAGCAAUAUCAAGCGAAAAAAUCUAGGUUAUCAUUGUUCGCAACUACAUUAAUAAUAAUCCAAUAGAAGCGAAUAACGCUUUUGGUGUUGUAUCGGGUGAACGAGCGACGAAAUACUCUGUCAAAUGGAAUUCGAAUAUCCCUGAGCAUGUCACAAAAGACGUCGAAGUUCCCUUAUGACUAGUUUCUUUUAGAAGUGCCCUUAAAAGUGCUUUAAGUUGGAAGUAUUUUUGUUGGAUUCUUUUUUGUAUAAUAAAUAUAGUGUGAUUAUUAAACAAUCAAUUAUAAGGAA
Messenger RNA from Exaiptasia diaphana, 1060 nucleotides. RefSeq lists its product as uncharacterized. The record is from RefSeq and is a predicted model, not a curated record. The transcript has 3 exons. NCBI's taxonomy places the organism in Eukaryota, Metazoa, Cnidaria, Anthozoa, Actiniaria, Aiptasiidae. The coding region runs from base 87 to 485 and encodes 132 amino acids.